Drosophila hydei is the source of this 1305-nucleotide messenger RNA. Its product is annotated as putative nuclease HARBI1. The record is from RefSeq and is a predicted model, not a curated record. Lineage: Eukaryota; Metazoa; Arthropoda; Insecta; Diptera; Drosophilidae. Bases 51 to 1196 code for a protein of 381 amino acids. The transcript has 3 exons.
GCAAUAGGAAAGGAAAAGUAAAAAUCAACAAACGAUUUUUUUUAUAGAAAAUGGAUGAUAUUAAAGUAUUUCAACGUUUUCUUAAAGAUGUGAAGCAUAUUAAAGAUUUUGAACAAUUUCAACAUUUUGAUCAUAAUAAAAUCAUUCAGAAUAAUAGAAGAAAAAUAUGUAAACUAAAAGCAUCCAGACGUCCGCGUUUCAACCCAAUGGAGCAAAUGAAUGAAAUAGAAUUUCGUAAAAAAUACCGAUACACAAAAGAAAAUAUGAGGCGGAUUAUAGAAAUUGUACGCGAUGACUUAGAAGUUGACUUCUACGAGCCACUGAAAAGAAAUCAAGUGCCAAUAGAUUUACAAAUUUUAGCGGCAAUUCGAUUUUUCGGCGGCACUGAGCAUCCACAACUAACAGCUAUGGCGCAUGGUGUUAGUCUGCAUACAAUGGAUAAGAUAACGCGUCGUGUGGCUGCGGUAUUAUCAUCAAAGGCGUCGCGGUAUAUUCGAAUGCCAGCAACACUUUCAGAGAAAGAACGAAUAAUGCGUUCAUUUCAAUCCCUUUCCAAUAUGCCCCAAGUAAUUGGCGCUCUAGUGCAAACCACUGUGCGCCUGCAAUUGGAGAGUAGGAGUAGCUAUAGUGGAACUGAAUUAGCAGUUACAAAUGAGGAACUUGUUCAUUUGCAGCUGGUUGCAGAUGCCGAGCAUAAGAUAAGGGAUCUGGAUAUCCGUCUCUCUGAAGAACUAGAUCCAAACACAGCGCCGGAAUUGUUUUCGUUAUCACGGAUUAAGGAACGUUUUGAGCAAAAUGAAUUUCGUGGACGCAUACUACUUGGGAAUGACUCCCUCUCCUGCUCGCACUGCCUCUUUACUCCAGUUCAAAACCCGAAAAAUAAAUCUGAGGAUCUUUAUAAUCAUGCCCAUGCUUCAACCUUUGCGCCAGCAAUCAAAUGUCUAAACUUUUGGAUACGCCGCUUCGGAAUUCUUAGUAGUGAACUCUUGGGGACAUUUGGGUCGGCUAAGCAUACAAUUACCGCUUUGGCUCUGCUUCAUAACAUGGCAAUGGAGUGGAAUGAUCCUUCCAUAGAUUCCGACGGUUCUGUCUCUAUAUACAAACCGAACUUUUCAUGCUCUGCCAAUGGUGCAACGAUAAGCGACGAGCAACGCAAUCGAAGUGAAUUCAUUAAAACUCAUUUUUCUUGCAAUUGAACCAUAUUAUUUGAAGCAUGGGCCAAGUAUUAUUAAUCCUAAAUAGAAAUGUGCGCAUUUAAAUGACAUUCAAAUACAAUUAUAAACAAAGUAUAUAAAUUAUUUAAUA